CGCUAGCCCUCCCAGGCUCCGGGACUCGUUUGCGCGGUUUUAAGGACGUAGAACCACCUUGAGUCGCCAAGACAGUUUCCCCGCAGUAGCUGUGACCCUGCGCAACAUCCAGCGAGGAGCCGCCAGCGCCAGCAGCCGAGCAGAGCUCCUCCCAACAGUCAGUGCCAAACGAUGGCCGACGCCGCGAAAGUGCGGCGCGGGGCGCGACGCAACCGCAACAAGAAGAAAACGAAGGAGCCCGCGACCGCGUCGCCCGAGGGCUCGUUCGACGAGCCGGGCGACGGCGCCGCGCCGCCGCCGCCGCCGUCGCGCACCGACGCUGUACUUAGAAUAGAAGAACUAGAACGAGAGAACGCCGCCGCGCGCAAAGCCGAGGCCGAAGCUUUGGCCAAGAUUCAUGAAUUAAGCCAGAGGGCCGAGGGCGACGCGUCGUCUCUAGAUGAACAGCUCGCGAAAGUCACAAAAGCGCACCAGGCCACGGUCGCGUCCUUACAGAGCGAGCUCGAGGCCGCGCGCCAGGCGGGAGCCGCGCCGCUCCAGCAGGAGCUAUCGCGUCUCCAAGCAGCUUUGGAUGCUGCAGAGACGUCCAAAGCAAAAGCUCUAGCCGACGCGUCCGAGGCGCUGGAGCAGUUCAAAAGAGACGCCGCAACACGAGAAACGGAAUUACGGGAGGCGGCCCACCAAGACAUCAUGCGCGAGCGCGGUCUGGCCGAGAAAGCCACCGCUCAAGCGCCCGACGCGGCCGCGAUCCGGGCGGCGCUCGUCGAGGAGUUCAAGGGCAAGCUCAAGCAAAAGGAAGCCAAGCUCGUCGCCCAGUUCGAGACCAAGUCGAAGGCAGCGAGCGAGCUCAUAGCCAGAGCUGAUGAAAAAGAAAAGGAAGCGUCGGCACGAGCGGAGACGUUACGAGCUGCUGCUGCUGCUGCAGAAGCCGAAACGAAAACACUCGAGGCGCGCAUCAAAGCACUCGAGGGCGGCGGCUCCGACGCUCUCAAAGCCGCCGUCGACGCCAAGGAGGCCGAGGUCCGCCAGCACCUCAUCGGCAAGCUGAAAGAAAAAGUGCAAAAAGCUAAGCAAGAUGCAAUUGCCGACGCCCAGAAAUUGAUCGCAGAACGAGAACAAGCUGCCAAAGAUGAGGCCCAAUCUCAAAUCCAGGCUUUGGAAGCUAAACUCCAAGAGAUCCAGCAGGCUUCGGAACAAGCCAUCGCUAGCUUCGAGCGCGAGAAGGGCGAGGCCGCCCAAGUCUUUGAGGGUCUACUCAAGGAGAAGGACGACCAGCUCGCAGGGUUCAAGAGCGACUUCGACAAGGCCUGUGCUGCCGAGUCGGCGAAGAGGGCGGAAGAAGCCGCGGCGGAGGCCUCCAAGAAAACAAGGGACGAGCUCCUGGGCAAGUUGAAAGAUAAAGUAGCCAAGGCGCGGGAGGAGGCGCUCGCCGAGGGUCGCAAGCAGGCGGAAUCGGAGGCGGCCGAGGCGUUGAAGGCGGCGCGAGUUAAGGCUGAGGAAGAGCGGGCCGCGGCCGCCGAGGCCGCGGCCGCCGAGGCGUCGUCCAAGGCGGAGGCCGCUGCCAAGACGAAGAUUGCUGAACUGGAGACGAAGCUAGGUGCGGCUUCAGAUGAUAAGGAGCAAGCGGUCGCGGCCGCGUUGAGUGAAGCGAGCGCGGAGAGCGAGAAGGCGUUGAGUGAAGCGGCCAAGAGAGUAAAAGCUCUGGAGGACGCCCUCGCGGCGGCCGGCGACCUCUUCCAGAACGAGAAGCGGGAGGCCCUCGAAGACUUGACGCAGAAGCACGAGAGUGUUCUGGCGGAUGUUGAAAGAAAAGUCGGCAAGGCGCGCGCGGACGCGGAGAGUAGUCAGAAGGCCCUGGAGGCGGCCCAAGCGAAGCACUCCGAGGCCUUGGACGACGCGGCCGUCGCGCAGGAGGAGGCCGUCGCGACAGCGUUAUCGAAGGCAUCAGAGGAGCACGCCGUGACGAGUGCCACAAAGGUGGCCGAGGCAGUAACGAAGGCGAACGACGACGCGGCGACGGCGCGGGCGGCGCUGACGCAAUCCUUGCAAGCGGCGCAAACGAAAGCAUUGGAGGCGCAGGCCGACUCCUUGCAGGAGACGCACGAGGCUUCGACACGCAAGCUCGAGGCGGUCCACGAAGAAGCCCUGGCCGCGCAGAAGCGUGAUGCGGAGGCCCUCUCCAGCAAAAUAGAUAGAGCGGACGCCGCGCGCAAGUCCCUGGAAGCGAAGUGCAACGACCUCGAGGCCAGGCUUAAACAAGCCGCGGACGCGCACGCGCGGGAGUUGCGGGCGACGCGGGAGGAUCUAGAAUUGAGACACCGCGCGGACAAGGAGGCCGCGGUCCUCCAGGCGAAGUGGGGGGCGUCCUCUGAACCGGCUAAACCAAAGGCGGCGCCCGUGCAACGCGACGACGGCCGCCGCAUCAAAGAGUUGGAGGCCGCGCACGCUAUUGAGCUGCGAAGGGCUAGAUCGGAAGCCGAGCACCUGCGCCAGCAGUGCGACGCGCUCCAGCAGUCGAACGCGUACUACGAGCAGCGCGGGAGCGGCGGUUGCGCGGUCGACGUCGUUCCCCGCGCGUCCUUCGCGGCGCGGGGCUGCAUGGCGUCGGUGUCGUCCAAUAUUGACCGGCUCAUGAACAUCGAGCUGCCGUUCAACUCUCGAUGAGUAACUUCGUGCCUGUCU
Messenger RNA from Pelagomonas calceolata, 2682 nucleotides. NCBI's taxonomy places the organism in Eukaryota, Pelagophyceae, Pelagomonadales, Pelagomonadaceae. The record is from the annotation of a GenBank genome assembly.